GCGAUUGGAUGAACUCACGAACAGCUGUAUCCAAUUACCAAAAAUCUUCUCCCUUUCGCUCCGCCUUAUGUCUUGUUUAGUCUGUAUCUUCCAUUAAUGUCACUAUAACCUUCCUCCUCAUUCCUACCUUCCUGUUCUCGCUGUCUCUUUGGCCCCUCCCUGUCUCCUCGUCUUCCUCCUUUUUUUGGUUCUCAGCUGUGGCGGUUCUGGCGAUUCACCCAUUGGAAGAGUGGACAGUUUAGGGAGUUUUUUGAGGGUGAGGAAAGUGCCACUUUUUUUAAGCACUGUACCACACCGGUGCUUGAUCGUUUUUAAAAGGUGCGCCUUCUUUGUUCGUGUUUCUGCUUCAGUGGAGUGUGUUCUUGCUUGUCUCUUCUUUUGGAAGCACGAGGGCUUUAAGGUUGCGACUUGGAAGUGCUCAGUUCGGCUGGUGAUAGGAGACGACAUUUUCCCCCCUUUUCAAAUGCAGCCUUGACUCUCCAAAUGCUUGCUUUUCAGCUUCGAUUUCGGAGCUGUUGUUUCAGCUUUGAAGCUCAUCAUAAAGCUUUCUGACGAUCAUAUUCUUGACUUGGUGAGAGCUUCGAGUUCCUGAACGGUGUUGGAGGAAGCGAAAUGCAAAGUGGUCCACUCCUAAAGAAAGAAAGCUCGUGACCACCGGAUAAAGUGUGAGCGAUGAACUUCAUCAGGCAAUAAUUUUGACACCAUGGAUCCACAAAUUUUCUACAGAUUGUCGAUUGGGUCCCUGGGACUACGAUUACCAGCGGAGACGUUGAAGGAUAGGCCAGGUGCAGUUCAUGCAUAUUCUAACUGUCUGUGUGAUAUUCGCCUUGGGGAUCAUCCCAUUCAAAGAACAAGAGUACCCUUUGUCUCAUCCCCUCAAGACAGUCCUGAUGCUAACAGCAAUCUUAUUGUAUUCUAUCUCGAGGAAUCUGAUGUCAAAACACUGACCCCAAAAGCGUGCCUUCAGGUUGUUGUGUACAUGGGUAAGCAGGGCUCACACUGUGGUCUCACAAGUAGAAGGCAGAUAAUUGGGCGUCUCAGACUAGAAAUAGGACUUGAACGGGGUUUGGAGAAACCAGCCCUGCUUCAUAAUGGUUGGGUCGGUGUGGGGAAGAACAAAGGUGAGAGAUUGAGACAUGGACCAGAGCUUCACUUGAAGGUGAGGAUGGAUCCUGAUCCCAGAUAUGUUUUAAAAUUCGAAGACGAGACUACCUUGAGCCCGCAAAUUGUUCAGCAACAGGGUACUGUCAAGCAGCCUAUAUUUAGCUGCAAGUUUGUUAAAGAUCGAAGAUCUACGCCACUGGACAUGGCAAACACAAGCGAUGAGGACCAUGGCGGCGCCGAAAAGAGGGAGAGAAAAGGCUGGAAGGUAAUGAUCCAUGACCUCUCCGGCUCAGCUGUAGCUGCUGCUUUCAUGGCGACUCCAUUUGUUCCGUCAUCAGGCUGUGACCGAGUCGAUCGUUCCAACCCGGGUGCUUGGCUCAUACUCCACCCCAGUCCAGCCAGCUCCGCUGAGAGUUGGCACCUGUGGGGGCGCCUCGAGGCAUGGAGAGAGGCUGGUCCAAGAGACACAAUUUGCCUUCGGCUCCACAUUCUUUCAGAAGGCCAGGAGACUGGCAUCCUCGUUUCGGAUGUAGCGAUAAGCAGUGAUAAGGGAGGAGAGUUCUUCAUCGACAUGGACCGGCGUGUGCCAGUCAAUAGUUCUCCUGCGGGAAGGCUGGAGGGCAGCACACAGGGGCUUUGUUCAGCAUCUUUAGAAGCUAUCACCGGUGGUUUCGUGAUGAACUGCAAGGUGCAGGGGGAAGAUAAGUGUAGCAAGCCAUUGGUUCACCUGGCAGCGCGACACAUUGCCUGUGUGCAGGAUGCAGCUAUCUUCAUCGCACUCGCAGCUGCUGUCGAUCUUAGCAUCAGGGCGUGCAGGCCAUUCGGGAGGAAGGCGAACAAGGGCCUUUGCCAUGCCUUGUAUUCCUAGUAAUACAAAGGGCAGCUUCUCUGAGGUUCUGAUGGGGAUGGCGAUCGAGUCGUUGUGUGUUUUCCCCUUAUCGUUACAUUGCUUUGAUUUGCAUGUCUGUGUCUUAAUGCUAUGAUGUUUUGCAAUGAAUAUCAGGCGUUGUAAA
Zingiber officinale is the source of this 2117-nucleotide messenger RNA. RefSeq lists its product as uncharacterized. NCBI's taxonomy places the organism in Eukaryota, Viridiplantae, Streptophyta, Magnoliopsida, Zingiberales, Zingiberaceae. The record is from RefSeq and is a predicted model, not a curated record. The transcript has 4 exons. Bases 704 to 1972 code for a protein of 422 amino acids.